Molecule: messenger RNA, 1599 nt
Organism: Dinoponera quadriceps
Lineage: Eukaryota; Metazoa; Arthropoda; Insecta; Hymenoptera; Formicidae
Gene: bys
Product: bystin
Exons: 3
Coding region: 80-1366 (428 amino acids)
Biological process (GO): rRNA processing
Cellular component (GO): cytoplasm; preribosome, small subunit precursor; nucleolus
Molecular function (GO): snoRNA binding
Source: RefSeq, a predicted model, not a curated record
CAUUUCAAGCGCCUCUGUUCGUGAGCACGUGGAUAUGCGGGUUUGUUGAUUGAAAAUAUUGUUUGAUAGUGCUGAUAAAAUGGGUAAAGCGAAGAAAGUCAAAGUGUCAAAAGGCGAGGCUAAAGUAGGCCUGGCGGAACAAAUAGAAAUCGAAAAAACGACAAAGUCGAAAAACAGGCAAAAGGUCAGGCAUCGAACCGAGGAAGACGAAGAGUAUAUAGCUCCUACACUGACGAAGAAAAUCCUCUCGCAAGCCAGACAACAGCAGCAAGAGAUCGAGGAGGAGAUCGGCUUGAACGAUCCUAAGAGCGUGAAGAAACCGACAAUACAACUAGGUGCUGACUUCAGUGAUGUGGAGGAGUCCAGUGAUGAGGAGAAAGUAGAGAGCAUUCCCUUCUACGAGAACAUAGAGAUAAACGAGGAAGAUGAACGCGCGCUGCAGAUGUUCAUGUCCAAAGACCCGAUGCCUACAAGGACACUGGCGGACAUAAUACUGGAAAAGCUGACGGAGAAGAAAACAGAGAUCGAGACUCAGUUCUCAGAUGCCGGCACUGUACAUAUACAGGAUCUGGAUCCACGGGUCAAAGCGAUGUACGAGGGUGUUAGGGACGUCCUGGUGAAGUAUCGUAGCGGCAAACUGCCAAAGGCCUUCAAGAUCGUGCCCAGUCUGAGGAACUGGGAGCAGAUACUAUACAUCACAGACCCACCACGAUGGUCCGCAGCUGCUAUGUACCAAGCGACCAGGAUAUUCGCUUCGAACCUGAAAGACAAGAUGGCCCAGAGGUUCUACAACUUGGUCCUGCUGCCGCGAAUCAGGGACGACUUAGCGGAAUACAAAAGAUUGAACUUUCACCUGUACCAGGCACUGAGGAAAGCGCUCUUCAAGCCGGCUGGAUUCAUGAAGGGAAUUCUGCUGCCGCUCUUAGAAUCUGGCACAUGCACGCUCAGGGAGGCCGUGAUCAUCGGGUCUGUGAUCGCGAAGAAUUCCAUACCGAUUCUGCACUCCUCAGCGGCCAUACUGAAAAUUGCGGAAAUGGAUUACACAGGUGCGAACAGCAUCUUUCUCAGGAUAUUUUUGGAUAAGAAAUACGCUCUUCCAUACAGGGUAGUGGACGGAAUAUUGUUUCAUUUUCUCAGGUUCGAACGAGAGACGAGAGAAUUGCCGGUAUUAUGGCAUCAAGCCCUCUUGACCUUCGUACAACGAUACAAGAGUGAUAUAAGUUCCGAGCAAAAGGAGGCUCUGCUGGGUUUACUGAGGAAACAGUCACAUUAUUCGAUUACUCCUGAAAUAAGGAGAGAGUUACAACAUGCGAAAUGCAGAGACAUAGAGAUGACAGAACCCAAGCCGGAGCCGAUGACUUCCUGAGUUAUAUCGAAUACAUCAUCGAAUAUGAUGCAACAUGUAUAUAUAUUGAAAUAUUAAAAUUGUUUCAUCAGUAGUGUAAUUAUACGCGCUAAUUACAAACGGGAAUUUUUAUUUAUCAAACGAGAUUGAAGUCUCGUUGAGCUGGAUGUUGUAUUUUGGAAAGUCGGACGAUAGGUGACAAAAUUUGACUGACACGAACUGCGGUGUAAAAAUACAUUUUGUAUUUGACCUUA